Nymphaea colorata (pocket water lily) is the source of this 5982-nucleotide messenger RNA. Its product is annotated as E3 ubiquitin-protein ligase KEG. Gene Ontology annotation, molecular function: ATP binding; ubiquitin-protein transferase activity; protein kinase activity. NCBI's taxonomy places the organism in Eukaryota, Viridiplantae, Streptophyta, Magnoliopsida, Nymphaeales, Nymphaeaceae. Gene Ontology annotation, biological process: defense response; protein phosphorylation; abscisic acid-activated signaling pathway. The transcript has 16 exons. The record is from RefSeq and is a predicted model, not a curated record. The coding region runs from base 688 to 5577 and encodes 1629 amino acids.
GACAGGCAAAAAACAAGGGCGAGAAAAAGAGAAAAGGCAUCCCAUUCUCUCUCUAAAGUUUGCAGGUGACGCCACUCCCCACCACCCUCCCAGGCACUUGUGAAGAACAUCUUCAAUAAUUUAAAACACCAAACGGCGUAAACGAAGCCUCCCCUUUUCCGCUCCCCUUUCUCUCUCUCUCUAGAAAACCACCUCAAGCCAUGCCCCCCCCCUUCCUGAAAAGCUCAUUCCCCUUCUUUCUCUCUCUAUAGGAGACUGUCAUCUUGUUCGCUCAUUCCCUCCGAUCCGGUCCUUUCUCCUUUCUCAAGAUACGCUAUCCCGCCCAGUCACUUUCUCUCUCUAGAAAGCUCAUACCCACUUGUAGAAAACCGUCUGGUACUCAUCUCUGCACUUUCAUUCACUAGAGAUAGAGAGAGAGAGAGAGAGAGAGAGAGAGAGAGAGAGAGAGAGGCUUCUGUAUGACGGGUGUAGGGUGGUGUAUUCACAGGCAUAGGUCUGUGAUGGUAUAUAAGGACAUAUACGGAUGUUGCGUACUCGAACAACCAUGGAUCCACUGCCUCUAACCACCUGGUCUUCUUGUACAAGCGUCAUAAGGUGGGUAGUUUCUAGGGUUUCUGCCCAGGAGGAGUAGGUGGGUGUUCCGGGAUUUGGCCUCUGGAAGGUAGUGGUUAGGGUUUUCGGGCAGGGAUGGGGAAGAUCCCGUGCUGCUCCGUCUGCCAGAUGAACUACGACGAUGGCGCGAGGGCUCCCAUGCUUCUUCAGUGCGGUCAUGGCUUCUGCAGAGAUUGUCUCUCUCAGAUGUUUGCUGCGGCGGCGGAGGACUCGCUCUCGUGCCCACGCUGCCGCCACCCCUCGCGGGUCGGCAACAGCGUCGAUGCGUUGCGCAAGAACUUUGCCGUCCUGUCUCUGGUCCAUCAGUCGGAGUUCGACUGCAGCGACGACGACGACGAGGAAGAGGAGGAGGAACAAGAGGAGAGGCGGCCGGGCAGGGAGUUCAGGGGCUCUCGGAAUGCGUGUGGGCGGGGCGGCCACGCCACCUCGAGCUCAGGUUCGAUAGAUUUGGGGUCUCACAGCCUGAAAAUGGUCAGACAACUUGCAGACGGGCGGCGGGCAGGGAUGGAUUUGUGGGCAGGGGUGCUGACCGGUCCGGGAGGGUGCCGGCACCGGGUGGCGGUGAAAAGGGUGAGGAUCAUGCAGGAAACCGACAUUGUUUGGGUGCAAGGCCGGCUUGAGGCCCUUAGGAGGGCAUCAAUGUGGUGUAGGAACGUGUGCACUUUUCAUGGCGCCAUGAGGAUCGAGGACCGGCUCUGUCUUGUGAUGGACCGGUACGAAGGAUCAGUGCAGUCCGCGAUGCAAAACAACGAGGGGCGGCUUACACUUGAGCAGAUUCUGAGGUAUGGAGCUGAUAUUGCUCGUGGUGUUGCUGAACUCCAUGCAGCUGGUGUUGUUUGCAUGAAUUUGAAGCCAUCUAACCUUCUCUUAGAUGCAAAUGGGCGUGCAGUGGUCUCUGAUUAUGGGCUACUUGAGAUUUUGAAGAGACCGGAUUGCCGUAAAGCUCACUCCGCUCCAGAGGUUGAUUCAUCAAGGAUGCACUCUUGUAUGGACUGCACUAUGCUAUGUCCAAAUUAUACAGCCCCUGAAGCAUGGGAACCAGGGAAGAAAUCUUUAAAUAUUUUCUGGGAUGAUGCACUUGGCAUGUCUGCAGAGUCGGAUGCAUGGAGCUUUGGAUGUACCUUGGUCGAGAUGUGCACAGGCUCUGCUCCGUGGGCUGGUUUGAGUUCAGAAGAGAUAUACCGUGCAGUUGUCAAGGCUCGCAGGCUGCCUCCUCAAUAUGCAAGUGUAGUAGGUGUUGGAAUACCUAGAGAACUUUGGAAGAUGGUUGGGGAAUGCUUACAGUUUAAAGCUUCAAAAAGGCCGACUUUUAAUUCGAUGUUGUCAACAUUUCUUCAUCACCUGCAAGAAAUUCCUCGGAGCCCUCCAGCAAGCCCUGAUAAUGAUCUAGCCAAGGAUUCGGGGAUAAAUUCCGUGGAGCCUUCCCCAUCAUCAGUUUUGGACUUUUUCCAGGAUGACCAGACUAGCCUUCAUCGUCUUGUAUCCCAAGGUGAUCUGGAUGGUGUCAGGGAUCUUCUUGCAAGGGCUGCAUCUGAAGACAACAAAAGUUCAUUUGGUUCCCUUCUAGAUGGACAAAAUGGUGAAGGACAGACGGCUUUACACUUGGCAUGUAGACGGGGUUGUGCAGAACUUGUUGAAGCCAUUCUAGAAUAUAAAGAGGCAGAUGUUGAUGUACUAGAUAGAGAUGGUGAUCCUCCAAUUGUAUUUGCAUUGGCAGCUGGUUCUGUAGAAUGUGUUCGAGCUCUCAUCAGAAGAUCCACUGAUGUAAAUGCAAGGCUGAAGAAUGGCUUAGGUCCUUCAAUUGCACAUGUUUGUGCUUUUCAUGGUCAGCCAGAUUGUAUGCGUGAGUUACUUUUAGCUGGGGCAGAUCCCAAUGCCAUUGAUGAUGAGGGUGAAACAGUGCUGCAUAGAGCCAUCGCAAAGAAAUACACAGAAUGUGCAAUUAUUAUACUGGAACAUGGGGGCUGUAGAUCAAUGGGAGUUUUGAAUUCGAAGAAUUUAACGCCAUUGCACAUGUGUGUGGCAACAUGGAAUGUGUCUGUUGUGAGAAGAUGGGUGGAGGUUGCAUCUCCAGAAGAAAUAGAAGCGGUGAUUGAAGUUCCUAGCCCAGUUGGAACAGCAUUAUGUAUGGCAGCUAGUCUAAAGAAAGAUCAUGAAAAUGAUUGCAGAGAGUUGGUCAAACUCUUGCUUGCUGCUGGUGCUGAUCCAACAGCCCAAGAGAUGCAGCAUGGACGGACAGCCUUGCAUAUGGCAGCCAUGGCUAAUGAUGAUGAGAUGGUCCAGGUAGUGCUACAGAUAAUUCUGGAUGCUGGAGUUGAUGUAAACAUUAGGGAUGCUCACAAUAUGGUUCCCCUUCAUGUUGCUUUGGCAAGAGGGUCGAGGUCCUGUGUUGGUUUGCUGUUAUCCAAUGGAGCAAAUUGCAAUUUGCAGGAUGAUGAAGGUGAUAAUGCUUUUCAUAUAGCUGCUGAUACAGCUAAAAUGGUGCGUGAGAACCUCAAGUGGAUUGUCAUUAUGCUUCGAUAUCCAGAUGCUGCUAUUGAUGUCAGAAAUCAUAGUGGGAAGACUUUACGUGACUUUUUAGAGGCUCUUCCUCGUGAGUGGAUUUCUGAAGAUCUCAUGGAUGCUCUCAUGAGCAAGGGGAUUUAUCUUUCCCCAACAAUCUUCGAAGUAGGGGAUUGGGUGAAGUUCAAGAGAAGCAUCAAGACACCCAGUUUUGGAUGGCAAGGCACAAAACAAAAGAGUGUUGGAUUUGUUCAGAAUGUCCUUGAUAAAGAUGUUCUCAUUGUGUCAUUUUGUACUGGUGAAGCUCGUCUUCUGGCGAAUGAGGUGGUGAAAGUGAUUCCUUUGGACAGGGGCCAACAUGUGCAACUGAAGCCAGAUGUCAAGGAACCAAAGUUUGGUUGGCGUGGCCAAUCUCGUGAUAGCAUUGGUACUGUACUAUGUGUUGAUGAUGAUGGGAUUCUUCGUGUUGGGUUUCCUGGAGCAUCGAGGGGAUGGAAGGCCGAUCCUGCAGAGAUGGAAAGAGUGGAAGAAUUCAAGGUUGGUGAUUGGGUGAGGAUACGUCCUUCUCUUACUACAGCCAAACAUGGCCUAGGGCCUGUAACACCAGGAAGUAUUGGGAUUGUAUACUGCAUUAGGCCAGACAGCAGUUUGUUAUUGGAGCUAAGCUAUUUGCCAGGUCCUUGGCAUUGUGAACCAGAAGAGGUUGAACCUGUUGAACCAUUCAGGAUUGGUGACCAAGUCUGUGUGAAGAGAUCUGUAGCAGAGCCAAGAUAUGCCUGGGGAGGUGAGACACAUCACAGUGUAGGCAGGAUAAGUGAGAUAGGAAGUGAUGGAUUGCUCAUAAUUGAUAUACCUGGUCGACCCAUUCCAUGGCAAGCUGAUCCUUCUGACAUGGAGAAGGUGGAAGAUUUCAAGGUCGGCGAUUGGGUGAGAGUGAAAGCUGCUGUUUCAUCUCCAAAAUAUGGAUGGGAAGAUGUCACCAAAAACAGUAUUGGCAUAAUUCAUAGUCUAGAGGAGGAUGGGGAUAUGAGUGUUGCAUUUUGUUUCAGAAACAAGCCUUUUUGCUGCUCUGUGACAGAUGUGGAGAAGGUAACACCCUUUGAAUUGGGACAAGAGAUCCAUGUCAUGCCAUCCAUCACACAACCAAAACUUGGAUGGUCACAGGAGACUCCUGCCACAACAGGCAAGAUUGUAAGGAUUGACAUGGACGGGACACUCAAUGUCAAGGUGGCUGGCAGAAGAAGCUUAUGGAAAGUUGCUCCUGGCGAUGCAGAGCGACUAUCAGGAUUUGAAGUUGGUGACUGGGUCAAAUUAAGGUCUAGUAUUGGAACAAGGCCUGGUUAUGAUUGGCACAGUGUCAGCAAAGAAAGUUAUGCAGUGGUUCAUAGUGUGCCUGAUAGUGGUUAUCUGGAGCUAGCUAGUUGUUUUAGGAAAGGAAGAUGGAUGACACACUACAUGGAUGUUGAAAAGGUUCCUUGCUUAAAAGUAGGACAGCAUGUAAAAUUUCGUUCUGGCAUCUCAGAACCAAGAUGGGGCUGGAGGGAUGCGCGCCCUGACUCCAGGGGUAUCAUAGUUGGUGUUGGUGCCGAUGGAGAAGUGAAGGUAUUUUUCCCUGGUCUUGCAGGACCAUGGAGAGCAGACCCAGCUGAUCUCGAAAGGGUUGAGUUGUUUGAAGUUGGGGAAUGGGUGAGGAUAAAAGAGGACGUGUUGGAGCCUAAAAGUGGAUGGAAGUCUCUAAGGCCAGGGAGUAUUGGUAUAGUGCAAGGAAUAGCAUAUGAAACUGCCGAUCUCACAAGUGUCAAUGUGCAUGUUGGGUUCUGCGGGGAGCAAGAAAGGUGGGUAGGGCUUCCCUGUGAGCUUGAAAGAGUAGAUGCGCUCAAAAUUGGCCAACGUGUGAGGGUGAAGCAGUGCAUAAAGCAGCCGAGGUUUGGAUGGUCUGGACGUAACUAUUCUAGUGUUGAAACUGUAUCUGCCAUAGAUGCAGAUGGUAAGCUAAGAAUCCAUGCACCUGCAGGAUCGAAAAUGUGGAUGCUUGACCCAGCAGAAGUUGAAGGGGUGGAGGAAGAGGAACUCUGCAUCGGUGACUGGGUGAGGGUCAAGGCUUCCGUCAGCAGCCCCACGUACCACUGGGGUGAGGUGACUCAUGAAAGCAUCGGUGUAAUUCACAGGAUGGAAGAUGAUGGAGACAUGUGGGUGGCAUUCUGCUUCUUGGAGAGAUUAUGGAUUUGCAAAUCUUGGGAGACGGAGAAGGUGAGAGCAUUUAAGGUGGGAGACAAGGUGAAAGUAAAAAGCAGUGUGGUAACACCAAGGUGGGGUUGGGGAAUGGAAACGUACGCAAGCAGAGGAGAGAUUGUGGGUGUGGAUGCCAAUGGGAAGCUUCACAUAAAGUUCCAAUGGAGGGAAGGCAGACUCUGGAUGGGGGAUCCAGCAGACAUUGAACUUGACCAAGGCACUGGACCUUAGUGAUAAGAAAGUGCCAAUCGCUAGUCAUCUUAUUUCAUGCAUCCUCUACUUGCUGAGGAAAAGCAGAUUAUUUUAUCAUGCUUUUGAGCCUCUCAACCGUGUAGUUAACUUACGUCCCGGUCCUUUUGUCACUGACCCGAGUGUCUUUACGUGAGGCCUUUUCCUCGUGCAUGACGAAGAGCAUUUUAGAUGGAUUGCAUGCUUUUGUACCAUUAGAUAGGGUUUAGAGUCAUUUAUUGUGUAUGUAAUAUUCUAUUUAUUUGCUCUCUCUCUCUCUCUCUCUCUCUCUCUCUCUUUCUCUCUCUCACAUAUGUAACAUCAUAUUUCUAUGUACAAAUUGGGGUUUGGUUUAUUGAUGAACAGACACGAACAAUCCAAUGGAAAUAUGCCAUCUUUUUUCUUUUC